Messenger RNA from Penicillium crustosum, 780 nucleotides. RefSeq names its product cellobiose dehydrogenase. The record is from RefSeq and is a predicted model, not a curated record. The transcript is spliced from 3 exons. Lineage: Eukaryota; Fungi; Ascomycota; Eurotiomycetes; Eurotiales; Aspergillaceae. Bases 1 to 780 code for a protein of 259 amino acids.
AUGAGAUUUUGCGCCCAUGCUUUUGCCGCUGUUACGGCUGUCACGCUGUUUUUAUCAACAUCUGUCGCCCAGAGCGGGACUCCAGUGGCAUACACGGACCCGGAUACAGGUAUCACCUUUGAUACUUGGACUGUUUCAGAGACCUUGAGCAAGGGAGGGUUCACUUUUGGCAUCGCUCUGCCAUCCGAUGCUCUAACCACAGACGCAUCUGAAUUCAUCGGCUACUUGCUAUGUUCCUCGCAGAAUACAACCUCCACCGGUUGGUGUGGUGUUUCACUCGGGGGUACAAUGACCAAUUCCCUCCUGUUGCUGGCCUACCCUUAUGGCGGAUCCAUUCUCACGUCCUUCCGUUACACCACCGGCUACCACAUGCCGGAUGCUUACACUGGGAAUGCUGAGCUAACCCAAAUUUCGUCCACCAUCAAUGCAACACACUACAACCUGAUCUUCAGAUGCUCAAACUGUCUGCAGUGGACUCAGGGUAGCGAGACUGGAAACGCCUCCACGAGCACGGGUCUGAUGGACUUAGGAUGGGCCCAAGCCUUUCCCGCUCCGGGGAACCCGAGCUGUCCCUCUAAUAUCACCCUCAAUUAUCACGAUAAUGGACACAACAUCUGGGCAGCUACGCUGGAAAAUGCGCCCAACACAUCAUACACAGACUGGGUCUCGAAAGCCAAAACGACAGUCAAGGGGAGGUGCUCUACAAAAGCCGGAUCAACGACGACAACCCCGACAUCCUCGGGGCCAGUCCCAGUCAGAGCAACGACUACUCCAAAAUGA